UUCGCGCUCAGCUUAAUUGCUUAGGAACAUUCUGACUUAGGUUAAUAUUGCUCGACAAACACUAGCUGCUUCCCUCCCAAACGAAACCAACACCAACACUAGCUGCUUUGUUCUCACCGGCGGCUUCACCCUGUUCACUGUCGUCGUUGCCUUCGCCGCCUUCCGUCGUUGCCGCGCCGUUCCUUUGCUGCUUCACUGCUUCACUGCUUCGCCACUUCACUACUUCACUGAUUCCUGCCCUUCUUCCUUUUUAGAGUCGCCGCCCACGGCCAAGGAAGUCAUCCACGGCACGGCAGCCGCCCACGCCGCCGCCCACUCAGCCGCCCUUGUUCAUUGUCGUCUCUCCUCUCUUAGUAGCGUCAGGCAUGGAUGAAGAUCAACACGCAAAUUCAGGUCCUUCUAACAAAUCACCAAAUCAAGUGCCCCAAAAGCAAAAAAAGAAGCCAAGAGGCCCUACAAAAGGAAUAAAAUCCAUGCCCGGGGUUCCAAGAAAAAUUGAAUGGGAUCACUUGGACCGACCCACAGGGAAAUGGGCAACGGAUUACAAGAAUCACAUUGGCGAGAUAAGUCGCGCAAAGGUUUCAAUAUUGAUCAGAACCUGGGAAGAUGUUUCACAAGGAAUAAAAGACACUUUGUGGGAAGACGUCAAGAGAGAAUUUCAUAUCACAGAUGAAACUAAGAAAGAAGUUGUCUUAAAGAGUUGUGAUAAGCGUUGGAGGGAAUUCAAAUCAAGAUUGACGACUGGUUGGAUUCGGGGUACAAGGAAAAGGCCAAAAGAUGAAAAGAUGCCAUAUGAUUUGUAUAGUUAUAUAACUAAGGAUAUAUGGAAGGAAUUUGUGAAGAUACGUACCUCCGAAGAAGCUGAGGAAAUAAGUGAGAAAGCAAGACAAAGUCAAUCUUUCAACAUAUAUCCUCAUCAUAUGGGACAGAAAUCAUAUGCUGAAAUGACAAGUGAAUGGCAGAGAAAAGGGUACAUUCCCUCAGUUUCUUCGUCAUCUGAAGGUUCCUCUGCGUCUACAAUUUCUUCAAGUUUGCCGAGUAGGACAUGUUUAUGGCUUCUUGCAAGAUCGGUACCAGAUGAGAAAGGAAAUCCUUACUUGCCGGAUGAGGGCACACAAAAGGUCAAAGAAAAUAUUGAUGAAUGGAAAAGGAAACAAGAUGAAGGGGAAUUUGUUCCCAAAAGUGCACGAGAUGAUGUCUUAUCUCGUGCACUUGGUAAGACUAAAGAAGGGAGACCACUAACAUUUGGUGGUGGAGUAGGCAUCAAAGCUGUGUGGGGGACCGGAGAGCGGCGUAGCUUUCGACGGUAUGGAGAUGCGGAGAUGGAGGAAAUGGAAGCAAGAGUGACCAAAAGGGUCAAAGAUGAGACAAUACAAGAGAUGAACUCCAAGAUGGAUGCCAUGGUCAUGGAGAAAUUUAUCACAUUUGCUAAAGAACUUGGUGUCCAAAUACCAAGCCAUAUGAGGAUAGACGCAAAUGUUCAUAGUAGUUGUCGUUCCGGGGGUUUAGAUCCAUUUGCCGACAUUACGGUAUGAUAAUUUGUGUUUUUC
This is a messenger RNA of Spinacia oleracea (spinach), 1550 nucleotides long. RefSeq lists its product as uncharacterized. Lineage: Eukaryota; Viridiplantae; Streptophyta; Magnoliopsida; Caryophyllales; Amaranthaceae. The coding region runs from base 366 to 1535 and encodes 389 amino acids. The record is from RefSeq and is a predicted model, not a curated record. The transcript is spliced from 5 exons.